CUUGUUUAUCUUAAAAAAAACUAUUUUAAUAUUUUAAUUACUUUUUAUAUGUUUCCAAAAUAUAUUUUGGUUUCUUCUACAACGCUUCUUCUUAUGAUGAUUUUGCUGUUACAUUAUCGAUCGGUACAAUUAUCUUCUCUCUAGAAAUCUUCCUUUAUCUCGAUCUUUCUCUCUCUAGAUGUUUGAAGUUUCACUGUUUCUACAACAUUAAGCGAGAAAACAUAACUGAACUUGGAAAAGAGGCAUGUUCAUGGUUUGAUAUUUUGUUGGCUUACUUUAUCCAAGAUAUAGCAAGUAUUUGACAGAAACCAGUGGCUGCCUUUUAGAUGAUAACUACUGAUUGCAGCUCGUGAAGGCUGCAUUUAAGCAUGUUGAUAGUCUUUCAAUUGAUUUUCAAUUUCUUUUGUGAUGAGAGGUGGAUUUUUUACCAUUUACCGUAUCGUAUGCUGCACAUAAAAAGUGAUAUAUGUCAACAAUCACGUGAAGAUCACUGUUUCUACAGUGUAGAAACCUCUAUCAGGAGGUUAGAGGUCCAUUGAAAAAGUGUUGGUCCGCCAGUCAUUGUAAUCUUAAAAUGGAAAGAUAUAGAAUAUUGAAGGAGCUUGGAGAUGGAACGUGUGGUAAUGUAUAUAAGGCCAUUAAUACAGAAACAUCUGAAAUUGUUGCAGUAAAGAAAAUGAAGAGGAAGUUCUAUUUUUGGGAAGAAUGCAUUAAUCUACGUGAAAUAAAGUCCCUCCGUAAAUUGAAUCAUCCUAACAUCAUCAAACUGAAAGAGAUUGUCAGGGAAAACAAUGAGCUUUUCUUCAUACUUGAGUACAUGGAACGUAACUUGUACCAACUAAUGAAAGAUCGGCAAAGACCUUUCCUAGAGGAAGAGAUUCGAGGAUUGAUGUCUCAGGUGUUGCAAGGACUUGCCCAUAUGCAUAAAAAUGGUUACUUUCAUCGGGACUUGAAACCUGAGAAUUUACUGGUGACGAAUGACGUAAUUAAAAUUGCUGACUUUGGGUUGGCUCGUGAAGUGUCUUCAUCACCUCCUUUCACCGACUAUGUUUCAACUCGUUGGUACCGAGCACCAGAAGUUUUGUUGCAAUCUUCAUCAUACACACCUGCUAUCGAUAUGUGGGCAGUUGGUGCGGUACUUGCUGAGCUUUUCACUCUUUGCCCAAUAUUCCCCGGUGAAAGUGAAAUUGAUCAGUUGUAUAAGAUAUGCUGUGUUCUUGGACCGCCAGAUUGGACUAGCUUCCCAGAACUGAGAAGUGCUUCACGGUUGUUUGAUAUAAGUUGUUUUGAUAUUACACCAGCCAAUCUGUCUGAUGUCAUUCCAAAUGCUAGCUUGGAAGCUAUUGAUUUGAUCAAGCAACUCUGCUCGUGGGACCCAUUGAGAAGACCAACUGCUGACCAAUGCUUACAGCACCCAUUUUUUCAUGUUGAUAUGUCAAUUCCUCGUCCUCUAGGGGAUCCACUGCAGAUGAAUUUAAGUAGUGUUGGACCUGAGCCUAAUCUUGAGUUGAACCUGUGGGAUUUUGGGACAGAAAAAGAUGACUGCUAUCUUGGUUUGACUUUGGCUGUGAACCCAACUCCCUCUUGCCUAGAUUUAUUUCCUGCAAAGAUGGCAAGUAAAAGUCAAGGUGCAGGAACGGAUAUGUUCUGCCCUGGUUUCCAAGAUCACUCACAACACUCAGUUUUCUGGUCCUUGUUUCCUACUGAUCACCAUCAAAUAUCUACUCCGGUGGACUCCUCAUUGUCAUUAUCAUUCAGCACGAUUCCACACUCAACUAUUGGAGCUCCACAAUCAACUGGUUUUGGCAUGACAUCUCUGCAGACUAACUUCUUGGAGCGCCCCUUUCUGGCUAUGUCGUCAUCCUUUCAGCAGGGACGUUGCCUUUGAGCUCCUGAUUCAACUCUCUAGUUCGACUAAAUAAGCAAUUAUACUAGUAUUUAGUUGUAAUCUGUAAAUGUAGUUGACAGCACAAUUAAAGUCUAUUUACUAGAUUUUUUUCAUAAUUCUCAGAAGAUUCUCUUCUAAAGAUGUAGAGUGACCCACACUCCUUUUAGGCGGUGUAGUUGGUGUCCUUGUGGGAACAAUCGUAUAGAAGAUGACUGAAGUAUACUGUUGUAAUUAUUAAACCAUCAUAAACGUGGAGAAAGAUACAACUCUAGUUCUUUAUUUAGUUUUUUUUUUUCGUUGUUAGUUGGAUGAGCUGAUUGCCUGGCCUUUUGGGGCCACAAAAGAUUUGCUAGCUACUCUUGAAUAACAUCACUUUUUGAAAAGUUUAAUGUCCAAUUUCCCCUUGGAGGUAGGGACAUUAUCACAGAAUGAAAUUUUGAAUUUGUACUUUGGGAAUUCAAAGUUCAAAUUCAGAGUUGUCAAC
This is a messenger RNA of Solanum verrucosum, 2372 nucleotides long. Its product is annotated as serine/threonine-protein kinase MHK. Gene Ontology annotation, molecular function: protein serine/threonine kinase activity; ATP binding. The record is from RefSeq and is a predicted model, not a curated record. The transcript has 18 exons. NCBI's taxonomy places the organism in Eukaryota, Viridiplantae, Streptophyta, Magnoliopsida, Solanales, Solanaceae. Gene Ontology annotation, cellular component: nucleus; cytoplasm. The coding region runs from base 575 to 1888 and encodes 437 amino acids. Gene Ontology annotation, biological process: protein phosphorylation; intracellular signal transduction.